Messenger RNA from Arachis stenosperma, 1262 nucleotides. RefSeq lists its product as uncharacterized. Bases 220 to 957 code for a protein of 245 amino acids. The record is from RefSeq and is a predicted model, not a curated record. NCBI's taxonomy places the organism in Eukaryota, Viridiplantae, Streptophyta, Magnoliopsida, Fabales, Fabaceae. Gene Ontology annotation, molecular function: A2-type glycerophospholipase activity. Gene Ontology annotation, biological process: arachidonate secretion; phospholipid metabolic process. The transcript is spliced from 3 exons.
CAAAAACACAGUGAGUUCUUCGAAUUCUCAGCUUCUCAUUCAUUCUCAAUUCACCUCAUACUGCAAAGUUCUCAACUUUAAAUUUUCCUUCUUGCUUUCUUUUUCUUCUUUUUUCUUCAAUCCUUUCUGCAAUUUCAUUGGGUAUUUUGUUAAAUGCAUAAAAUUAUGAGUAGUUGAACAUUUUGGUUGCUGUGGUGUGGCAUAGUGAUUUUGUCCCCCAUGAAUUUUGAUUUUCUUCCUAAAAUCAUACCUUGGUUUAGGCCUCAACUGAAUGCUACAGAUUCAGCAUCGAUUUCAGUAUCUACCUCCCAGGUUUUCAUUGAGCAGCCUAAGCAGAAUGCUGGUGAAGGUGGCAAGUUGUUUGGAAUGCCCUUGCCUUUGUUGUCAUUUCUUCCUUGGGCGAAUAAUUCCGGGGUUCAGAUCAUUCGGAGGCCAACUACUAUCAAUAGGCGAUUGAGGAGACGAGCGCAAACUCGUGGGAAGAUCGACGAAGUUAGCGAGGUUAACCCUGCAAGGUUCAGGCCUUAUGUUUCUAAGGUCCCAUGGCAUACAGGGCCGCGAGCUUUUUUCUCGCAGCUAUUCCCUAGAUAUGGUCAUUACUGCGGACCAAACUGGUCCAGUGGAAAAGACAGUGGAUCGCCGGUUUGGGAUAAGCGACCGAUCGAUUGGUUGGAUUUCUGUUGUUAUUGCCAUGAUAUAGGGUAUGAUACACAUGAUCAGGCCGAGCUGCUGAAGGCGGACUUAGCCUUUCUUGAGUGUUUGGAGAAGCAAAAUAUGGCAACCAAAGGAGACCCUCAUGUUGCUCUUAUUUACAAGACAAUGUGUAUAAAUGGUUUGAAGAGUUUUCUAGUACCUUAUAGAAGGCAACUUGUGAGCCUACAAUCUGGGCAGCCAUUGAUUCAAUUUGGAUGGCUAAGCAAUUUUAGAUGGAGAAGUUGGAACUGUCAGAAAACAUGAUGAUGAUGAUGUAACCAUUAGGCUUAUGUUUGAUAGGUUCAGAUUUUUUCACUGCAUAUAAUGUAUUGUAUUGUAAUAUUGUACAUAGACUUAUGCCUUAGUGUUAAUUGGCAUAUUCUAUCAAUAAUAGUUAGUCCUGGUUUAAGAUCUUAGUUAAUAAUGUAAUCAUAACAGAUCUUAACUAUAUUUAGGUCCAGUUACCUUAAAAGUUGUGUAUUCAAAGGGUAAAUGGUAAAUGUUUCAAACAGAUACUUGAUUUGAUUUGUUGGAAGCUGUAACAGAAUGGAGAAGUAUUAUUUGUAGUA